AAUGUGUCAAUGUGUCUUUGCAAUACUUUUGUGUUUAGUGAAGUCUCUGGUCACUUUUCUUGUGUUUCUCUAAUAGAUUGUCGUUUUUAUAUUAUUGAAUUGUUGAAGGGAGCCUUGGACUCAAGCAUUUCAUUGCUGUUGCUUUAAUUAUUAAUUAAAAAAAUUAAUGGUUGUGAUAUGACGGAUAAACCAUCCUGCAAAACAGCCACAUCCUAUGUUUAAAUGUUAUGCAUCUUAACCUUAAGGCAUUCAAAUUGACUACCGGUCCUCCCAACCGUUUUAUGAAUAUGCCGCUCCUUGGAAGACAAAAGGUUGGGAUCAUAGUGUGUUGAAGACCAAAAACCUUCAGAAUAAGGUCUGAGACAUCGGCUCAUAUGAAGCCCCUCUGCCUCCUGAGAGCGGGUCAAAGGUCAUCGUGUCUCUAGGUCGUUUGGGUCAUGCAUGUCUUCCAGGUGUCAGUGACCUGGUUGACCCCUGCCGGGGACUAGCGGUCCUCUUUCUGGUCCUCUCUGGUUCAGCCAUGUUGACGUGUUUCCCAGUGUGGCUCCAUCACGGCUCCGCACUCUGGGUGGUCCCUAUGAGAGGAGGCGGGACCUAAAGAAGGGGUGUGUCGCUACCCUCUGGGCAUGUCAGGACGGCAGAUCCAGGAUGAGGACAUCUCCGCCUCCAGCCAAUGGUCGGAGUCCACUGCUGCCCGCUACGGCAGGCUGGAGCAGGAGGAGGCGGACGGGGCCUGGUGCCCCGAGGGCACGCUGGAGCCCGACACGCUGAAGGAGUUCCUGCAGGUGGACCUGCGCUCGCUCACCUUCAUCACGCUGGUGGGCACACAGGGCCGCCACGCCGGGGGCAUCGGCAACGAGUUCGCCCACCGCUACCAGCUGCAGUACAGCCGCGACGGCAGCCGCUGGGCCGUCUGGAGGGACCGCACCGGGCAGCAGGUCAUAGCAGGAAACCGCAACGCCUACGACAUCGUGCUGAAGGACCUGGAGCCGCCCGUCAUCGCUCGCUCCGUGCGCUUCAUACCCGUCACCGACCACUCCAUGAACGUCUGCAUGAGGGUGGAGCUCUACGGCUGCGAGUGGCUGGACGGCCUUGUAUCUUACAACGCUCCCGUUGGUGAACAGAUGAACUUGCCCAGUUUCCCCGUGUACCUCAACGACUCGGUCUACGACGGAGCCGUGAUCCACAGUAUGACCGAGGGGCUGGGCCAGCUGACGGACGGCGUGUGCGGUCUGGACGACUUCACGCAGAGCCAGGUGUAUAACGCCUGGCCGGGCUACGACUACGUGGCCUGGACCAAUGAGAGCUUCCCCAGCGGCUACGUGGAGAUCAUGUUCGAGUUCGACCGCGUACGCAACUUCACCACCAUGAAGGUGCACUGCAACAACAUGUUCUGGCGGGGCGUGAAGGCCUUCCGCCGGGCCUCCUGCUACUUCCGCAGCGAGGCCGACUGGGAGGCGGCGCCGCUGGUGUUCCGGGCGGCGGUGGACGGGGUGGACCCCAGCGCCCGCUUCCUCACCGUGGACCUGGCCAACCACAUGGCCAGCGCCAUCAGGUGCCAGUUCUACUUCGCCGACACCUGGAUGAUGUUCAGCGAGAUCACCUUCCAGUCAGAUACAGCCAUGUAUAACACAACCCUGGCCCCGCCCAAUCCAGGACCUCCCACGAGCACACAACCUGGGGGUCACCCCACACACAAAGUAGACGACAGCAACACAACAAUUCUGAUCGGUUGUCUAGUGGCCAUCAUCUUCAUCCUCGUCGCCAUCAUCGUCAUUAUCUUGUGGCGGCAGGUGUGGCAGAAGAUGAUCGAGAAGGUCUCCCGCCGGAUGCUAGACGACGAGCUCACGGCGAGUCUGUCCAUCCAGAGCGAGACGUUCGCCUUCAGCCACACCAACGCGUCGGCCGCCGCCAGCGAGCAGGAGUCCGACGCCACGUACGAACGCAUCUUCCCGCUGGGGGGCGACUACCAGGAGCCCUCCCAGCUCCUCUGCAAGAUGCCCGAGUUCACGGCCGAGGAGCCUGCGGCGUCUACCAGCGCCGCCGCCUCCAAGCCCCCCGGCACGCCGGCGGCGCCGGACGGCGUCCCCCACUACGCCGAGGCCGACAUCGUCCACCUGCAGGGCGUCACCGGCGGCAACACCUACGCCAUCCCCGCCGUGGCCAUGGACCUGCUGUCGGGGAAGGACGUGGCCGCGGAGGAGUUCCCCCGGAAGCUGCUCACCUUCAAGGAGAAGCUGGGAGAAGGACAGUUCGGAGAGGUCCACCUGUGUGAGGCGGAGGGCCUCCAGGAGUUCAUGGCGGAGGAGUUCUCCUUCGACGUGGACGAGGGCCAGCCGGUCCUCGUGGCGGUCAAGAUGCUCCGCGCCGACGCCAGCAAGAAUGCAAGGAAUGACUUCCUGAAGGAGAUCAAGAUCAUGUCGCGCCUGAAGGACCCCAACAUCAUCCGGCUGCUGGCCGUGUGCAUCUACAGCGACCCCCUGAGCAUGAUCACAGAGUACAUGGAGAACGGGGACCUCAACCAGUUCCUCUCCCGCCACCAGGCCCCGGGGCCACUGGCCGCACUCAGCACCGCCCCCACUGUCAGCUUCAGCGACCUGUGUGACAUGGUCACCCAGAUCGCCUCGGGGAUGAAGUACCUCUCGUCUCUGAACUUUGUCCACCGAGACCUGGCCACCCGGAACUGCCUGGUGGGGAAGAGCUACACCAUAAAGAUCGCCGACUUCGGCAUGAGCAGGAACCUGUACAGCAGCGACUACUACCGCAUCCAGGGGCGGGCCGUGCUGCCCAUCCGCUGGAUGUCCUGGGAGAGCAUCCUGCUUGGUAAGUUCACCACGGCCAGCGACGUGUGGGCCUUCGGGGUGACGGUGUGGGAGAUGCUGACCUUCUGCCAGGAGCAGCCGUACUCCCAGCUCAACGACGAGCAGGUCAUCGAGAACACCGGCGAGUUCUUCCGGGACCAGAAGAGACAGAUCUACCUGCCCCAGCCAGUGUUAUGUCCAGACCCUCUCUACAAGACCAUGCUGAGCUGCUGGAGGAGGAACAGCAAGGAGAGGCCCUCCUUCCAGGAGAUACACCGAGCCCUGCUGGAGAGCCAGCCCUGACCCAGGAAAUACACAGAGCCCCGCCAAAGGGCCAGGCCUGACCCAGGAAAUACACAGAGCCCCGCUAAAGGGCCAGCCCUGACCCAGGAAAUACACCGAGCCCUGCUAAAGGGCCAGCCCUGACCCAGGAAAUACACCGAGCCCUGCUGUAGGGCCCGCCCUAACCCAGGAUAUACUAUACACCGAGCACUCUUGGAAAGCCAGCCUUAACCCAGGAAAUACACCGAACCCUCCUGGAGCUCUGGAAGGGCUGACCCAGGCCCAACCAAGACACUCCUCUCCUCUCCUAUACAACAUGCAUGAAACAGAUCGGGUUUAGAAUAGAAUCCAGCUUUAAGCUAUCUUGUUUGAGCAGAAACUGGUUAGGAAGUCCCUGACCCACCUACCGGGAGUCAGCGACCACAGGGGGAAACACUGUUAGAUCAACACCAACACCAACAACAACAACAACAACAACAACCUAACAAACAGCAGCAGGCAGGUGCACGGACUCAAUGUGUGUCUUGAUGAGAUUGUCUAAUGUUUAAUACAUUUUAUUAAACAUUAUUUUUAUUUUUAUUUUAUUUGACUAUACUUUUAUACAGAAGGGCCACAUCAUACCCAGACAAGCACACACAAGACCGUUCUAAACUUGCAAGUAUUAAAAACAAAGUGAAUUGUAGCAAUUCACAUUUGGCACUUUUUUAACAAUGUCGUUUUUUUUUUUGUCUCUUUUUUUUAAGAGUUGUCAUUUCUUAUGUUCCAGGUCUGUGGGUUCAAUGAGGGGCGAAGAUGGAGGCUGGAAGGCUUUCUUGUGUUCUCUGUUGGAAGACUGCUUGAAUGUAGAGCAAAUAAGAGCAGCAAACCGUCACUGUUAAUAUCAAAACAUGUCGUUUCAGAACAACAAGUUACUGUUUGUUUCAUCUCAAUAGUUUAGGUAAUCUAAGCAAUUUAUUAUACCAGCAAAUUGUUAUAUUCAUUAAUUGCAGUGUUUGGCAGUGAUAUUGCAAUGAGCAAUGUAUACGACAAUAUAUUUUCAAUAGAUAUUUCAUUAUGAAUAUUUUAAUAUCCAUAAUUGUAAAAAAGGAAAAAGGUUACAUACACUCAUCUGUGUACCAAGAAGCACUUCCGUUUAAAAACACAUUUCAGUGAAUGGCAGCAGUCAAAAUAUCCUCAUUCUGUCCUUCUGCUUGAUGUCUGAUCAUUUAUGUAGUGUUUGAAGAUGUAAUCUAGUCUGAAAUAUCAAUAUCACAUCAGUCAUAUGCUUGAGGGGGGUUGUCUUUUACUCUCUAUCAGUUCCCGCUCUAGGCCAGACGUACCUGUGUGUCACAAGGGCGUGAGUGAGAUGUAAGUGUUUACUCAUUGGAAGGAAGAUAAUUGACAGGUUAUGUGUUUACCAAAGAAUGGUGUAGUUGAGACUUACUACGAUUGUGAACUCAGACUAUAGAGUGAGACUGAACUGUGUUUAAGUUGCAGUGUCAGAUAAUGAAAUGCAGACGAAGGUAUUCUGUGUGUGUACAGAAAGGGAAUAUUCAGUCUUAUUCUUGCAUUUUACAAAAAAAGAGACUAUUACAGAUUGCUUUGUUUGAGGAGACUGGGGUUGUGUUGUGAGAAGCUAUAAGGUCAAACAUCUCAUGAUUACUCAACUAUUAAAUUACUCAUACAUUUCAGCUAUUAAUUCAACUCAUUGUUGUCAUGUUGAGGUCAUGUUCACAAAAUCUGUCCUUCAGUCUGUAUUCAGAUUGACAUGGCAUGUUGUCAUUACCUUUGGCCUUUCACACAAAAUGGAUUCACUGCCAUUUCACUUUACGUGUAAAGCUUGUUCAUGUUCUUCUUAGCUUCAUCAUUUGAAUUAACAUUCAUGUUGAACAACCAACGUUACUGAAAACUAUCAAGAGAUGCAUGCAAGCAUUCCAUUCAAAAACAUAUUAACCAAUUAUAAAAGCAUUUGAGGUUGUUAAAAGUAUGUGGCCCAACUGGUUGCAAUUGUAUAGUUGUCUGUUCACUCUGCAAUUUAUAAUUUGUUUAGUUUUGUACGAUUUUUGUGCUAUUAAUCCAAUUUGUUUUUUAUAGGAGUGUUUUAUAAAAUACUUGUAUGCAAAGGUAAUGUUCUUUGUAAUUCUGCUUUGUGAUAGAUAAAUACCAAAAUAAAAGUUCUCAAUGCAA
Messenger RNA from Gadus morhua (Atlantic cod), 5249 nucleotides. It is a transcript of the gene ddr2a, whose product is annotated as discoidin domain receptor tyrosine kinase 2a. The record is from RefSeq and is a predicted model, not a curated record. Gene Ontology annotation, cellular component: signaling receptor complex; plasma membrane. The transcript has 16 exons. The coding region runs from base 627 to 3104 and encodes 825 amino acids. NCBI's taxonomy places the organism in Eukaryota, Metazoa, Chordata, Actinopteri, Gadiformes, Gadidae. Gene Ontology annotation, biological process: positive regulation of phosphatidylinositol 3-kinase/protein kinase B signal transduction; positive regulation of kinase activity; multicellular organism development. Gene Ontology annotation, molecular function: protein tyrosine kinase collagen receptor activity; ATP binding; collagen binding.